Messenger RNA from Phalaenopsis equestris, 819 nucleotides. RefSeq names its product dymeclin-like. Gene Ontology annotation, biological process: Golgi organization. NCBI's taxonomy places the organism in Eukaryota, Viridiplantae, Streptophyta, Magnoliopsida, Asparagales, Orchidaceae. The record is from RefSeq and is a predicted model, not a curated record. Gene Ontology annotation, cellular component: Golgi apparatus.
CCUGUGCAAAUUAGAUAGUCUUAACUUUAUCAUGCAGGAUGGUGACUUUGUGGCUUCUGUAGUACGCAGACUAUUGUUGAAUUUUAUCGAUAGAUCGAGCGUAUGUUACACUGGAUCGGUCAUACCUGUGCAAUGCCUGAGGCCGAACAUGUUGAUUCUGAAUUGUGCCUUAAACAAGCCUCUUGUUUUUAUGACAAUCCUCACUCCAAGGCAUUAAACAAUGCCAGUGAUUGUAAAUUUAAUCGUGCUGAUAUUGAGGGCAAUGCACACAGAGAGUCUCUAGUGAGAUUGCCUUUUGCAUCCUUCUGCCCGCCCAUUCUGGAAACACUUUAUAAUGUUUCAAAAAGGACGCCCGAUCAGAUCUAUAUGCUAUUAAUUAUUCUUCUCAUUCUAAGCCAGGAUUCUUCAUAUGCCAGCAUUCAUAAACUGAUACUUCCUAGUGUGCCAUGGUAUGAGGAACGCUUAGUGCAUCAUACAUCUCUUGGAUCUUUGAUGGUUUUAGUUCUCAUUGGAACUGUGUAUAAUCUUUCCAAGCUAAGGGAUGUCUAUCUUCAUACAAACUGUAUGGCCAUAUUGGUCAAUAUGACACCUCAUGCACUCAGAUUAUCAUCAUAUGCAUCUCAGAGUCUCGUUAGCCUUUUUGACAUACUUGCACGAAAUGAAACUGUUAUAGAGCCUUUGAUUUCCUAUAAUAUUCAUAGUACUCAAAAUUAGCUGAAAAAAAGAAUGAUAAAUGUCUCAAUGCUUCUAUCGACCAAGCCGGAGGAGGAAUGAUAGCUGAGGAUAUGGUAAAUUUGUCUUAUUUUAAGUUAUUCUGUA